This is a messenger RNA of Drosophila innubila, 773 nucleotides long. RefSeq lists its product as uncharacterized. The coding region runs from base 55 to 441 and encodes 128 amino acids. NCBI's taxonomy places the organism in Eukaryota, Metazoa, Arthropoda, Insecta, Diptera, Drosophilidae. The transcript has 2 exons. The record is from RefSeq and is a predicted model, not a curated record.
GAUAUAUUUCAAAAAGAUUUCGAUUUCGAUUGCGAUCCAAUUUAGGAAUAAAACAUGUUGAACUUCAACAGCCUUGGGUCUUUAAAGGGCUCAUCUUCAGCUCGAGUGAUCUUAAGACAAACAUGUAGCACUAUGAGCUAUAUUGCCACGAAAUAUGGAAAAGUAUGCCAAGAACAGAAAAUGGUAUACAGUGCAAAGUGUCGGGAAUGUGGACAUUUUAUUGGGCGCUCGAAUUUUGACUUUAUGAAAAAGGAAGAAAGAUUGAAUGCAAUAUUGCGUAUGGAAAGAAUUGGAGUUAACUUUCUUAUUCCGACGAUCUCUGUGCUUUUGGGGCUGGGACUUUUCUUUGUGAGGCGCUACAAUCAAUCCUUUUCAUAUGGAACAGGAGGAUGUCGAUCAAUCAUGUUGUGGCCCUACAAUGAGUGUGUGGUUCAGGCUUAGGCGACCUUCCCACUAUAUGAUAUUAUUAGCACUUUUAAAACAGCUUUAAUUUCUAUGCUAUUGGGCAUCUUACACAUUAUCAGCGUUCAGGACUUUAGUGUUGUAGCCGUUUUCAGAAGAUUAUCGCAACAUUUUCACUCAAUCAAAGCGGAGACCACAGCGCACUAAGCACACCUUGCUAAUUGGGCCGCUGGCACUUUAGCGCCCUAUUUGGGCGCUGCCAAUCAUCAAGCCGUUUAAAUAAUAAAUCACUUUAAAAUUAGUUUGCCAAGUUGUGCAAGUUGAGCGUCGACAAAUUAGUAAAAGUUAAUUAAAACUAUUUAAAUUGCAAA